AAUUUGUCGCUGUGUUUGUCGGAAAAACAUAACGAAGGUCUACACGUCGCCGAAUUAACGUGUCGAUACGAAAAAAAAUAUAUCGUGAGUGGUGGGUAGGGGAUGAAAAUUAACGCGAAGUCCGACGCAAUUGCGCACCGUUUUUCGUCAGCGUGACAUACGAGCACGCACUUCUUAGAAUGACGACCCCUCCUUUUUAAAAAUAAUAUUGCAUAUAAUUGUUUUUCAUUAUCGAUAUAGCUGUUGAUAUGAUGUUGACGUCAAAAUGUCAAACUGUAUGCAUUUGUAAACAACUUGGUCUGCUGUACUGAAUGUUGAAAUUUGUCGCGAGAGAGAUGAAGUCUGUAAAUGGUGUAACUAAGGAGCUACAGGAUGCAGCGUUUGGGAAUUCAAACCGUUCGCACUGGCAGAGCUCUCCUGGGAAGUAGGUCGUACACCACUGCACCUGCACAGGAGCGAGUGGUGUCUGCUGCCUUCAAGGUUCAGGAUAAUAAGGAUUUCCAUGAACGUGUGAUGAAUUCCAAAGUGCCUGUUAUUGUAGACUUCUUUGCCACAUGGUGUAAUCCAUGUCGCAUGCUGACCCCAAGAAUAGAAACAGUUGUUGCCGAGAAACAAGGGAAGAUACUAUUAGCUAAAGUUGAUAUCGAUGAGAACACAGAUCUUGCCCUCGAUUAUGAAGUCGGAUCUGUACCUGUGCUCAUCGCUAUGAAAGAUGGAAAAGUUUUGGAAAGAAUAGUUGGUCUUCAAGACACUGAUAAACUCAGACAAUUUGUUAACAAGUACGCGGAGUAGGGUAGCUAAAAAUUAUUAUGUAAAUUACCGCCGUGAUUUUAGUUUUUGUUGAUCUUUGUAUAGAGAGAAUUUUUACACAGCGCCUCGAAAUCUGUAAUUAUCUGUUUAUAGUAAAUUUUUCUUAGUUAUUAUGAGUAAAUGUAUCCUGAUGUAUAUGCAUAUAACAUUAUGCAGGUAAGAUUUCUCUCGACAUGCAGAUUUAAUAAAAAAAAGUUGUUAUCGAUGAAAA
Monomorium pharaonis (pharaoh ant) is the source of this 1021-nucleotide messenger RNA. RefSeq names its product thioredoxin, mitochondrial. NCBI's taxonomy places the organism in Eukaryota, Metazoa, Arthropoda, Insecta, Hymenoptera, Formicidae. Gene Ontology annotation, cellular component: cytoplasm. The record is from RefSeq and is a predicted model, not a curated record. Gene Ontology annotation, molecular function: protein-disulfide reductase activity; oxidoreductase activity, acting on a sulfur group of donors, disulfide as acceptor. Bases 373 to 792 code for a protein of 139 amino acids. The transcript has 5 exons.